Anolis sagrei ordinatus is the source of this 1392-nucleotide messenger RNA. It is a transcript of the gene AQP9, whose product is annotated as aquaporin 9. Gene Ontology annotation, biological process: glycerol transmembrane transport; water transport. Gene Ontology annotation, molecular function: glycerol channel activity; urea transmembrane transporter activity; water channel activity. Gene Ontology annotation, cellular component: plasma membrane; basolateral plasma membrane. NCBI's taxonomy places the organism in Eukaryota, Metazoa, Chordata, Lepidosauria, Squamata, Anolidae. The record is from RefSeq and is a predicted model, not a curated record.
UCCAGGGAGACAAAGUUCAUCAGAAGCAGAAAGGGAUUCGCAGAUUUGGGCCUCGGUCGGUCGGUCGGAGGAGAAGGAGGGAAGGGAGCAAAGGAAGGAUGGGAGGAAGGAGCGGAGGGAAGAAGGAGAGGAGCUGGAAGAGGAGGCUCGCCCUCCGGAACAAGCUGGCCAAGGAGGCCCUGGCCGAGUUCCUGGCCACCCUCAUCAUGAUCGCGCUGGGCUGUGGCUGCGUGGCCCAGUCUGUCCUCAGCGGAGGGGCCCUGGGGGGACCGCACGUGGCCUCCUUCAGCUUUGCUCUGGCCGUCACCAUCGCUGUCUACACCGCAGGAGGCGUCUCCGGCGGGCACAUCAACCCAGCCGUCUCCUUCGCCAUGUGCCUGACCGGAAGAAUGACCUGGGAUCGGUUCCCCAUCUACGUCGCGGCCCAAUUCCUGGGUGCCUUUGCCGGGUCCGCCCUGGUCUUCGGCAUCAACUAUGAGGGCUUGAUGGCCUUCACCGGAGGGUCCUUCAACGUCACCGGCCCCAAGGCCACGGCCCACAUCUUUGCCACCUACCCCCAGGAGUACCUGUCCUUGGCCAGCGGGUUUGCCGACCAGGUGACGUCCACCUGCUUCCUGCUCCUGGGGGUCUUUGCCAUCUUUGACCAGGAGAACCUGGGGGUCCCUCGGGGGCUGGAGCCGCUGGCCGUGGGGCUCCUGGUGAUCCUGCUCAGCUCCUCCAUGUCCAUCAACUGUGGCUGCGCCAUGAACCCUGCCCGCGACCUGGCCCCGCGCCUCUUCACCUACCUGGCUGGCUGGGGGCCACAGGUCUUCACGGCCGGCAACCACUGGUGGUGGGUGCCGCUGGUGGCCCCGAUGGUGGGCGCUGCCCUGGGCGCCGCUCUCUACAUCCUCUUCAUUGAGCUCCACCACUCUCCCCACCAGGACCCUCCUGCCCUCGGCAACCAGGUCGAGCUCAAGCGGAUGGACGAGGAAGAGAAACGGUCUCACCAAAGGGACGGGGCGCUUUAGCCUCUCCUCUGGGAGGCAUGGCUGGGGUGCCCGUUGGCCUGCCCUGGGAUCGCCCUGCCCCAGGUGGGUGCAGGGGGCGGCCGGGCCUUGAACAGGACUUGGUUUGGGGCGGAAGGGAUUCGGGACCCACGGUCCACCCUGGAAGGAAGGAAGGAAGGAAGGAAGGAAGGAAGGAAGGAAGGAAGGAAGGAAGGCUGGCCUUUCAGAGGAAGACAGGCAGAACUUGGCAGAUCCCGAAUCCGCCAAUGAACCCUUGCAGGAACAGCGCAGGACGCGGACUCAAAAGGGCAUUGGGGGCUCCGAGCCUCAUUGUGAUUCCACGGGCCCCCUUGGCUUUGAAGGCACAUUGACUCUGGUGGCAAUAAAAGGCAUUUUCCUCCCG